Messenger RNA from Schistocerca gregaria, 1126 nucleotides. RefSeq names its product heat shock factor protein 5-like. Gene Ontology annotation, molecular function: sequence-specific DNA binding; DNA-binding transcription factor activity. Lineage: Eukaryota; Metazoa; Arthropoda; Insecta; Orthoptera; Acrididae. Gene Ontology annotation, biological process: regulation of DNA-templated transcription. The coding region runs from base 114 to 773 and encodes 219 amino acids. The record is from RefSeq and is a predicted model, not a curated record. The transcript has 3 exons.
AUUAUACAUACAGCGUAAAAAAAUUGAACACGUAGUGAGAUAUAAAACGCUCAAGAACUGGGCAGUUUCUCUCUCGUGUGUAUAUUUUAUUGUAUUAGUAUUUUUGCGGCACAAUGACUGGAGAUACAAUACCAUUGUUAAAACGAUUUCCACAGAAAUUGUGGGAUAUCAUAAACAACUGUGAGUCAGACGCAAUUCGUUGGGGGCAACAAGGAAGAAGUAUUGUUGUGGACUACAAUGUAUUUCGCGAUCAAUAUCUUAACUGCACAGCACCAUUGUUCAAAACAAGAAAUAUUACUAGCUUUGUUAGGCAGUUGAAUCUGUACGGUUUUCGGAAGAUUGUUGCUCGUGGUAACCCUUCUGGUCGGAGUCUUGAUGUUCACGAGUUCCAACACAAGUAUUUUCGCCUUGGACGGGAAGACUUACUGGUAUACGUCACCAGAAAUUAUACUAAACCCCUGGAAAAACUGGAAGAAAUUAAAAUAGAAAAUCCUCUCUCUGUGGAAAACGAGACGAAAUACGGAUCUACGUUAAUGAGAUGUCGGCAAGCCCUGGAAGAAGCACUUGAAAGAGCUGUUGCCCAGUACAAUUACCAGAGAAAGCUGUUGAUGGAAUCUGGCAAUAUAUCUGAUACCAGCUCAGAUUCAGGAUGUCAUAGCACAGAGUCAACAGGGUCUGCCUUUACAUUAUCAACAGGCAAAGAUCAGUAUUCUGAGUGGACCUCAACCUCACCACAUGUUAAACAACACUUAUUAAAAUAUGGUAAUAAGUAGAGAAACUUGUUGGUGUUAUUGACUGGCAUUAAUAGAUGGCACCAAGUGCUGAUUAAGUACUGAUAUUUAUAAAAUAGCUGUAAUUAUAUUAUUGCUGCUGACAACCAACUUGUCUAAGUUUGCAGAUGUAUCAUUUGUCUACUGAAUAUAUAGCAGAAAAUUAAAUAAGGUGUGGGUGUGUAUUUUGAUUCAGAAUCAAGCUAAACUGAAAUAAAACAUCACAUCAUCUCCACUUUUCCUUCAGUGUUAUGUGUUCAACAGUCAUUGCAUAAUGAAAAGAAUUCUGUGGAAACAAGUAAAAAUUUGUGAUGAGCUGGACUUGUUGCCUGUGAAUUCAUUUCAGUGCCCAAUUA